Molecule: messenger RNA, 5559 nt
Organism: Rhincodon typus (whale shark)
Lineage: Eukaryota; Metazoa; Chordata; Chondrichthyes; Orectolobiformes; Rhincodontidae
Gene: enah
Product: ENAH actin regulator
Exons: 14
Coding region: 346-1971 (541 amino acids)
Biological process (GO): actin polymerization-dependent cell motility; axon guidance; actin polymerization or depolymerization
Molecular function (GO): SH3 domain binding; profilin binding
Source: RefSeq, a predicted model, not a curated record
UCUGUAUCCUCCCUCCUUCCCUCUCUCGCCUUGCCCCUUUGCUUGCUUCUCUCUGUCUCCCUCUGUCUCUUCAUUUUACCUACUUGUUUACCUGUUAAGCUAUUGAGGAGGUCUUAGUGAUGUUUACACAGUGAUGUUGUAAUUUUUUCUUCAUCUAAGAGGCUGAUGCUAACAUCUUAACUAACUCUUAUUCAGAUAAUGGCACGAUUAACAAUUUUCUUAAUAAAUUGUUUUCAGUUUUUUCCUUUUUAUUAACAACUGAAUGUUAUACAAUACAAUGAGACAGCACUUCAAGUUAAUUUUGACUGGAAGUAUUUUGCACGUAAAGAUAACCUUUCGGGAGCCAUGUUUUGGAGCUGGACCAUGUGGAGGAUUCAGUUGCUUGAACAAAGUAUAUGCCAGGCGCGAGCUGCUGUUAUGGUGUACGAUGAUGGCAAUAAGAAGUGGGUACCAGCUGGUGGAGCAACUGGAUUCAGUAGAGUACAUAUUUACCACCACACAGGCAACAACACGUUCCGAGUAGUGGGGAGAAAAAUUCAGGACCAUCAGGUGGUGAUAAACUGUGCCAUUCCGAAGGGACUGAAGUAUAACCAGGCCACACAGACCUUUCAUCAGUGGCGAGAUGCCAGGCAGGUGUACGGUCUGAACUUUGGUAGUAAAGAAGAUGCCAAUGUGUUUGCAAGUGCUAUGAUGCAUGCCCUGGAAGUUCUAAAUUCUCAGGAUUCAGGUCCAACGCUGUCACGACAGAAUUCACAACUAUUUCCACAAGUGCAGAAUGGUCCAUGCCAAGAGGAACUGGAAAUUCAGAGGCGACAACUUCAGGAGCAGCAACGGCAGAAGGAACUAGAAAGAGAACGCUUGGAGCGUGAGCGAAUGGAACGCGAAAAGUUGGAAAGGGAAAGGCUUGAACAGGAACAAGUAGAACGUGAAAAACAAGAGAGAGAAAAACAUGAGCGUAUGGAACAAGAAAGACAGGAACGAGAAAGGCAAGAAAGAGAGGAAAUGGAACGGCAAGAAAGAGAGCAACAAGAACAGCUUGAGAGAGAACAGCUAGAAUGGGAGUUGGAACGAAGGAUGUCGUCUGCUGGUAUUGCCCCAACAAGCGACGGUGUACAAGGACCACCAGCCCCUCCACCUGCACCCCCUCUUCCUCCUGGGCCACCACAGCUACCGACAUCAGGACCACCACCGCCACCAGUUCCACCACCUGCACCUCCACUGCCAGUAUCAGGACCACCUCCUCCACCUGGACCACCACCACUUCCAGGGCAAACCUUACCUCCUGCCCCACCUCUUCCUCCUGCCCCACCUCUUCCCUCCUCAGGUUUUUCAUCAUCCUUGGCUGAAGAUGAUCGUCCAUUGACAGGAUUAGCAGCUGCAUUGGCUGGGGCAAAACUCAGAAAAGUGGCCCGGGCUGACGAAGGCUCAAGUUCUGUAAUGGGCAGCAUUGGUUCAGUGUCUACUCCUAAAUCGGAGUCCUCACGGAGUAAUGGAGCUCCAAUUUCUAUAGGAGGUACUGGUCUGAUGGAAGAAAUGAGUGCCCUGCUGGCCAGGAGGAGGAGGAUCGCUGAGAAGGGUUCAGUUCCUGAACUAGAUGCAAAAGAGGAGAAGAAUGAAGAAUCUGAAUCUUCAAAUAUGAAAGCCCCAGUUGCAGCAACCACAUCAGAAACAACUAGAAAGCCUUGGGAAAGAUCAAGCACUGUAAAUGGCAACAAAUCGCCAGUAAUAUCCAGACGAGAUUCUCCGUGGAGAAAUCAGCUGAUCUCUGACAACAAGUUCUAUGAUACAUUAAACAGAAGCAAAUCUGCAUCAAGUGGCCCAGCAAAUACUAAUGGUGUGCAAGCAGAAUUCUUGGAUUACGACAGAUUGAAACAGGAUCUCUUGGAAGAAAUGAGGAAAGAGCUUCAGAAACUAAAAGAAGAGCUUAUCAAUGCAAUCAGACAGGAACUGAGUAAAUCCAACAAUGCGUAGACAACGUAUCAAAUGGAAUUGACCCUUUAAUUAAGAAGUGAUGACAAAUGACAGUGAGAGGGUGAUGAGAAAAUGACAAGACAUCCAGCAAAAAAUGGGAGGGAAGAGCUCUCCCAUAUUCUGCAGUUGGAGAUUUUGCGGGCAGCCUCAUCACACCGUUGUGCUUUUCUUUAUUUUUCCCCCUCACUGCUUGCCGCUUUUUCUGACUUUUUUCUCAGAGGAAGAGAGUCUUCUUACUGUAAAAUUAUGCAAAGUUUCUUAAGUCUGUUGAAAUCUAAUCACAGUGUGCUGAGAAGUCACAUAAAUUGAAAGAAAAAAAUUUGCACAACAAUUGUGUUUCUUUUCAUUUUUUUCCUCUAGGAGGUGGCUUAUAAUUUGAGCACAAAUCUUGGAGACAGCUAACUAUAGAGCAGUUAGUGCUACACCUUUCCCAGGAAUAUGGUCUUACCUGAAUUGGAAUGGCAAAGUUUAUACAUAUAGGAAGAUGCAUUGAGUAUAAAAGCCUGGCAGAAUGUUUUGUGCCUGUAGUGAGGGUGUCCUGGGAUUAUGUUUUUUUUUAAUAUUCAAAGCAUUGGCAGUUCACAGGGUUUAAGGAUACAGAGAUGCCUUCCUUAGUUUAUUAUCGUGAUAAUGCUUUACCAAAUCAAAGACUUGUCUGUUAAUCCAAUCAAUAAUGUAAGUUAAUCAGUGCAGUGUCUGUAAUCAUUUUUUCCCUGAUUGCGCAUGUUGAGAUGUAAUUCUUUUUAUAGAUCAAAAUUGUCUGUAAAUUGGUAUUUUAUCCCAUUCUAUCUGAGCAAUAGUCAGUCAUGUUAAUUUUCCAUCCAGUUGCCUUUUCUCAUGUAGGGCGUGGGGAGAGAGUGAAGCUGAGCAAUCUGACACAACGUUCUCGUGUGGCUCACAUCUGUAUAUUCUGAUAGACCUUGUGCAUUUCUGCACACAUUUAGUUUUUCUGAUCAGUUUUCAUAAAGUAUUUGUGGCUAAUAGAAGAGAAACACUUUCCAAUGUCUUUUGUUCAUUUAUUUUUGCUUGACACGCAGAUGUGAUCCAAAAGUACACAUGAAAGGACAUUGAACUAUUAUGGGUAUGAUUAUAGAGAUCCCUUAAUUCCUAAUCAUUGGGUAGAGUCCUGAGCAUUGGCCUCCUUUGUAGCUGCAAGUUUAAACAAUGUCCUCCUCACAAAGUCACUUGCUGCUAAGAUGGAACACUUCGUUUCCACUCGGUAUUUUAUCCAGCAGUUUAGAGACCCUGUGAAGCAGGUGGGUUUCAUAGCAGGCACAUGGGAUGUUUUCCACCAAAAUCCCCAUCCACCAUAUCUGCAGGUAGCUUUGGGACAUGUUUGCUAUCUUUUCUGGGAUACUGAAGGAGUCCUGUUCCAUUUGUGUAUGUAGACUUAACUGAAGCUAUGCAUAAAGUUUUUUUGGAAAGAUUUGUAGCUCUGGUCGUGGAUGAGGUUGCAGACUUGCUCGCCAAGCUGAUGUGUUUAAUUGCAGAUGUUUCAUCAUCCUGCUACAUUUCACCGGAGGUGCACUGAUGAUGCUACCUAGCAGGGUGUUGAGAAGUCUGCAGUCCAUCACACCAGCUCAGUGAGCAAGUCUGCAACCCAAAGCUAUGCAUAUUAAGCAUGAACAUUGGUUUCUCACUUAGUCUCGUAAUGUAUGAAAAACAAAUUGAUCCCAGAAUUGAAUUUUUUUUUUAAUGUAGCCUGGCUUUUUUAAAAUUCAAUUUUUAGCCUGAUGUGGCCCUCCAGCUUUCACAGUUGGAGUGAUAGGGCAUUGCUGUGAUAUUAUAAUCGUUCUUUGAAGAGGGAGCCACUCCAGAAACAGGCCACCAACUCUUAACUAUUUAAGUUGGAUUAGUCCCUGCUGUUUGGGAUAGCACCCACAUACAUAAUGGCUGUGAAGCAGGAUUCUUGAAUUUCAAAUCCGUUACAUUUAGUAACUUCUUGAAACUGAUUUUUUAUUUGCUGCAGACAGUUACUAAUGGCUUGCCUUGCUUCCAGCAUUACUCAUCUCUAGUAAUCACCCAUCACUUAUGAGCCACAUGACUGUGUUUCGAGAACCAGAUUUUUUUUUGUUUAAAGGUGGCAUUACUGCUUUAUAUGCAGCACUGCUUCAGGGACUGUCAUUGCUAUCAGAAUAAAAUUCAUUUUCCUUGCCCAAUGUGGGAAUUAUGAACAGGGUGCUUAAUCACUUUUUUUAAAAAGUCCUUCAGUAAGAUUGGUGUUUUUGUUUUGGCAUAUCCUAAAUUGAAAUCCCGUGUUAACUACAGUGUUAACCCAAAAGCUUUCAGUUAAAAAUGUCUAUGUGCGUUAGCAACUAUCGUUCAAAAAAAAAGUCAAAUAAUUUCAAUAACAAAAUUGUAUAAACAGCUUUCGAAAUUUUAUAAAAUCUUCAGUUCGUAUCUUGUGGUCCUUGAUCAUUGAAGUAUAGAUAAUAGUUGCCAGUAUAGCUCAGAAUCCUAGUCAGCUGUUGAAUGGUGGAUGAGUGUAGUUGUAUCUUUGUUGUCUAGAUUAUGCUGAACUCAUGGGAUCUAAUGAAAGUUCUAGAAAAGUAAACUUGUGUAAAAGAUAAUGAAAUGGCUGAUGUGAUUGUCAAGAUGAUCAUUAACCACUUAAUUUCAAAGCAUUUUUCACUAUGGUAUUCAGAUGUAUAAAAGCAUACUCUUAAACAAAAUAAUCACAAACACUGUUGUUUUUUACAUUAAGAAACAUUUAAUUUUUUUGUAUAAAAGGUGAGACUUUUCCUUUUUGAAAUGUUCAUUAAUUCUUUUCCUUGGUUCAUCUCCAAGUAUUCAGAUCAAUAGAUUCAGAAGAAUAUCAAGGGGAAAGGCAUUGGUGAUGUUGUGGGAUGGUCAUGUUCCUUAAAUAACUUAUUCUUUUCCUAAAUUUCAAUAGAGGUGAUUGGCCUCUGCAUAUUUGUCUGUCCACAAAGUGGACUUGUGAUAAUUGUGCAGAAGAGGAUCUUGGCCACAGUCCUAAAUUCUAACACCAGGGUAACUUGUAUAUUGGAGUUUCCAAGUGUUACAUCAGCCAGUGCUUUGAGCUUAAACCAACUCCUUCACAGAUGAUGGGCAAAGUUUAUUCUGCCAGUUAAAAAUAACUUGGGAAAACUAUUUGUUAAUUCCACACUCCUAAACAAUCUAGUCUUCCUUACUUGUGGAAAGAAUGUUGUAGUUUGCAGUUCUCAUCCAGUACUCACGUGGAGCAAGAGUCAAAAUACUGGUACAUAGAAUCCCUACAGUUGGAAGCAGGCGAUUCAGCCCAUUAAGGUUCACAUGACCACUUUUAAUCACAGCUAUCUCAGAUGUACUUUUAAGUCAAUAGUUAAGCUAAAAAACUUGCCUUUCCUAUGAGUCAACAGAAAUUAGGUAUUCUUGUUUUGUUUAAUUAGCAGUGCAGCUAUUCAGUGGACCAUUGUACCUUAACCAAUAGACCUGUCUGUAUAGAAAUGCUUUUCAAAAAAUAGUUCCACCUCAUAUUAAACGUGGAAUUUUUUAAAAAAGCAUUAUUCUGGUUUAGCUGAAAUAAUUUGUCAGAAAUCACACAACACCAGGUUAUAAUCCAACAGGUUUACUUGAAAACACAAGCUU